Messenger RNA from Guillardia theta CCMP2712, 1365 nucleotides. RefSeq lists its product as hypothetical. The record is from RefSeq and is a predicted model, not a curated record. NCBI's taxonomy places the organism in Eukaryota, Cryptophyceae, Pyrenomonadales, Geminigeraceae. The coding region runs from base 1 to 1365 and encodes 454 amino acids. Gene Ontology annotation, molecular function: protein binding. The transcript is spliced from 5 exons.
AUGGAUAGAACCCCCGUUGAUCUGAAUGCUACGAUAGUUGAGUGUCAAAUAUUGAUGCAUCCAGUACUUGACCCAUCCUUCGAGUUCGAAGCUCCCAAGGAAAGCGGUCAAACCUGGUCUCAGGACCAUGAUGACCCGUGGUUCCACCAGCAUCAUCCUCUCCAUGAGUUCGACUCAUCAAACGAGCAUGGAGAGUCGGAGGACGAGAAGCACGAGCAGGAGCAGGAGCAGGAGCAGGAGCAGGAGCAGGAGCAGGAGCAGGAGCAGGAGCAGGAGCAGGAGCAGGAGCAGGAGCAGGAGCAGGAGCAGGAGCAGGAGCAGGGUCGUUGUCAAGGAGAUCUUCAUAGACAUUCUCGCGGGUGUUUGAGGUCUUCACAGACCGGAUCUUCUUCCGACCGACUCGCGUCAACAGACCCGACGGGCUUGGAGGUGACAGCAAGUGAUGGCGUCUCGCAAGCCUCUGAACAUGCAGCGAGCGGGCGGCUGUCUCCCUCCUCCUCCUCUCCCUGCAGCUCUUCCCCAUCCAGCAGCUCGUCACUCAAAUUUUCGAGGUCGAAGCUCAAGGGAGGAGCUCAAAGGAUCCACCACGACCAGGCUGCCAGCCUAGGCUCCCCUGCUCCUCAUCGUUCCUCUCCCCCACAGGCGGCGAGCGUGUCGGGCUGCCAGCAGGCAGGAGGGGACGGGGAGCUGGUGCGCGCGUGGCUGCAAGAGCUUGGGCUGUCCGGCUGCGUCCGCGUGUUUGAGGAGCAGAAGGUGGACUGCGAGGCGAUCAGCCUCCUCGACGACUCCUCCCUCGCCCUCCUCGGCGUCGUCGCUCUUGGAGAUCGAGUGAAGCUGCGGCAGCGAGCGCAGGCACGAUUGCUCGCGAGCCGUCCGAAAGCGAAACAGGAGAGUGAGGCACAGGAGGAGGGAAGAGAGCACACAAAGAAGGAGGAGGAGGAGAAGGGGGAGGAAGAGAAGGAGAAGGAGAAUGAGAAGCAGGAGGCAGAACAGCAGCUGCAGGUCAAGGUCUCCCCGAGAAACUUCGCAGCGAGCAGGAGGAAGGCAGUGACGGGAGUCGGACGCGUGCUGACAAAGAAGGACAUGAACAUUGUGACGAGCACCAAAGAAGGGAAAGACAAGUCAAGCUGCAGGAAGAAGAAAGAGGGAGAAGCUCCCGCUCUCUCCUCCUCUACCACCUCCUCCUCCUCGUCCGCUCUCGCUGCUCCCUCUUCGGCAAAAGGUCACAAGUCGAUCGAAGAUCUUCUCCGUGAACACAACAAGCAAUUCAAACCGAAAGCUGUCUACGAGCCCAUGAAGGUGAAGAAAACCAUCAAGAUAGAGAUCAUGAAGAUGCUGCUGGUUUCCCACCUUCAAGUUUGCUAA